This is a messenger RNA of Acanthamoeba castellanii str. Neff, 3972 nucleotides long. RefSeq lists its product as uncharacterized. Lineage: Eukaryota; Discosea; Longamoebia; Acanthamoebidae. Gene Ontology annotation, molecular function: cysteine-type peptidase activity. The record is from RefSeq and is a predicted model, not a curated record. Bases 1 to 3972 code for a protein of 1323 amino acids. Gene Ontology annotation, biological process: proteolysis. The transcript has 14 exons.
AUGCCAGCGAGGAAGAGCCAGGCGAACCAGAGCGAGAAGGUGAGGGAGGCCCAAGAGAAGACCAAGAAGCUGAUGGCCGACAACGACUUGCAAGAUGCAUUUACUGGAGCGAUCACAACCAGGCUGGUCACCGGUGCGAGGGCCAAGGCUAGGAGCCGGUACGAUGUACAGGAGAAGCAGGAGGGUGAGCAGAAGAGAACAUUCUCGCCCGCCGAUCCACCAAAGGUCUCCCGCCCCAGGACCAGACAAAAGCCCGAACCCAAGCCCAAGCCCAAGCCCAAGCCCGUGGUGAUUACUAUCGACGAUGAUGACAGCAUGAGCCAGGACUCCUUUGCCGAAGCCUCCAGUGCCGCCCCGCCAAGAAAGCGUGCGCGGGGUGAUACGCCGAGCUACUACUCGCCGCGCGUCGUGUUUGGUCGUAUGGACUACGCCGACGUGCAGUGGGAGAUCCGCUGGGAGCAGGCUGAGCUGGCCAUUCGUACGGUGAAGCAGCUCACCGCCGACGACGACGGCGACCCCUAUGCUUUUGACGACGGCGACGGCGACUACGCACCCGAUGAACCGAAACAACGAAACGCAAAACGAAAAGAGUGUCAGCCUCUCGCGCGGGCAGCGCCAAAAGCCACCGAGGACAGAGAGUUCCAUAUCCCCUACACCGACCUAGCCCGUGUUGCGGAGUUGACGUCGACUGGGCUGGUUGCCGUGAGGACACGGACAAUUCUGAGUCAAAUCGAUUCCUACUACUACGACCCACAAAACAGAGAUGGUAGUCGGCACUACAUCCACAUCUACUGCUCCAACGGGAACGAAUGGCGAGAGGAGUGGCACAAGGUGAAGACAAUUCUCGCGGAAGCCAGCAUCAAAACGGCAUCCAUCACCCGAUUCAUAUCGACAAAGAAGAUCAUCACCUACCCGCCAGGUCGCUCAAGAGAUGUGGUCACUCUCACGCAGGCGGACGUCGAGCGACUUGAGCCCGAACAGCUGCUGAACGACAACAUCAUCGAGUUCUACCUCAAGUACCUCUACGAGGAGGCCCUCUUCCCCGACAACGCGCCGCAGAGGGAUCAGUUCUACUUCUUCAACACCUUCUUCUGGCCCAAGCUGCAGUCCCUUAAGAGCGAGGACCAAAUGAAGAAUCUCCUCUCGUGGACCCGCAACGUCGACAUAUUUAAGAAGCGAUUCCUCUUCGUGCCCAUCAACGACGGGUUCCACUGGAACGUGGUGGCGAUCUGCAAUCCGGGCUCCAUCGUACACGCGCAAACGCCCGGGGCGAUGGACAAGCUGCCAAAGGAGGAGUGGCCAGUCAUGGUCCACAUGUGCUCGCUCCACUCGACGGCCGGCCACGUGUUCAACAAGCUGCGAGCCUAUCUUGGCGUGGCGUGGAAUGCGGACGAUAGCAGGCCCAGUAUCAAAGUCACCAAGGACUCGCUGUUGGGUUUCAUCCCCAAUCUGCCGGAGCAACAGAACGGCUCGGAUUGUGGCGUGUUUCUGCUCCAAUACGUGGAGGGCUUCUGCAGGAACCCGCCCACUCUCUACACCAAGGAGGACCUGAAGGUUACGCUCAACCGCAGCUGGUUCGACAACGAGACGAUUACCCAAAAGCGAAGGGAGAUCAAGGAUCUCAUUGCUCGCAUCGCCUGCGAGCAGGAACCCGUGACCGACGAGCCCGAGCAGGCCGAGGGACCCAAGGACGAGGCUGAAGCGGCUGCUGCCACUACCACCACCACUCAGUCGUCGGCCGGUGAUGCUUCGGUCAAGUCAGGCUCCAGCGAUGAAGGAGAGGCUCCGCCAUCAUGCGGCGGCGAGGUGGAAGUGUACGUCGUCGGCGAAGAGACAAACAAGAACGAAACGAGAAUGGACUCAAAGAAUGAAGACGAGGACGGCGACGACGACAACACGCAGCUGCCCAUCGAGCGCGGCGGCGUUGAAGCACACACCGGUGUGAUGGAGGUCGAAGAAGCAGAAGAGAGGGAGGAGGCCGCGAGGGACGACUCCAGCCUGGGCAGCGACCUCACCCCGCCUUCGCCGCUGAGUCUGAACUCGGCCCCGGUCAGCAGCGACGACGAAAUGCUGAAGGAGCUGGUGGCACAGGAGGCCGACGAUCGCAUGCCCACCUCGGGCGCCGCCAGACGACCUAGCCCAGGGCUUUCGCCGCCGCGCUCGACCACCACUCGAGAGGUUGCGAUGGCAGACCUCGACGAGGGCGAGGGCGAGGGCAGCGGGGAGACGCCGGGCAUGGAGCUCAAGGUGGCGCGAUGGACCGAGAAGAGGAAGCGGAAGGGCGAAGAACGACGCCGAGAAACGAAAAAGGUAAAGAAAGCGACGGCGGGCCGGGGCGGCGACGGAGAGCGUGACCAGUCCUGCGCAUCCCGGGCGGAGGACGAUGACGAGAACGAGGCGGAGGAGGAGGAGCGAGGGAGCAAGAAGGCCGUAGGCUACGAGGGUGAUUCAGAUAUCGACAUCUGGGUCCUGUCGCCACGGCUUCAGCCGGAUUUCGAUCCCGUCUUCGAAGCCAACGCCAGCAAGCAGCGAGACCGAGAGCGUGACGACAACGACGAAGAAGAGGAGGGCGAAGGCAAGACGACGAAGAAGAGGUGGGCCAAACGACGGAAGCGAGAGGAGAACGGCAGCAGUGGAAUGGAGGAUGAGGCUGAGGAAGCGGUGAUCACGGCGGUCGUGCCCGCAUCGUCGUCAUCGACCAGCGUGCGAGCGUCAACGGUCGACACGUCGGCGGCCCGACCAUCAGGGCGGACCGUGCUACCGGUCGCAGCGUCGCCGCCGGCGUCGCCGCACCGACAGAAGGUCCCAAUCGGCGACGGAGGACAGACCGUUGUCGUCGACAUCGGCGAAGAAGAAAAAGAAGAAGGCGAACAGAGAAAAGCGAAGGAGGAGAAGGAGAAGCGGGCAGCGCAGUCGAGAAGUCGCGGCGCGACAGGCACCAAGGGCGAAAGCUGGUGGUCUAUCGUCCGCGGAAGCUUGUCGGGCCUGCGGUCAGCCUGGCCCACAACGACUCCGGGCGCAGCAGUAGGACCCGCCGGCGAGUCGAUGCACGGACAGCAACUCAUUUUGGCGCCACUACCACCACCAGGCCAAGACGAAGACCCUCUGCUGAAUAGAAGAGACGAGGAGGGGCAGACCAUGGCAACACCGACGCCAACGCCAACGACGACGCCGACGCCAACGAGCACCUCGACGGAGACGACGAUGACGAGUUCGGCCGAGAAUGAUAUCAGUAGCUCCGGCUCGGGCAAACGAAAGCGGCUACGAAAGCGACGAAGAAAAGGAAAACACGGCAGCCAAGCCGACGACAGUCUCAGCUCAGAGGCCAGCCUGCCCUUUGACGGCGAAGGCGGCGAAGGCGGAUCACCAGUGUUCCACGUGGUCUACGACGCUGUGGCGGUGGCCGACCGCGAGGCCGCGCACGGGCGGUGGGACACCACCGCAGCGGGCCUGCCCGCCGAGGUCAAAGAGGAGGCGAACGACGGGGAGGAGAACGAGCAGGCGAGCGAAGAGAUGAUGAGGAACGCGGUUGAAGAAGAAGAUGGAGGAGGAGGAAAAGAAGAGGAAGAAGCCAACGACGACGACUCGGGCACGAUCAGCGAUCCGCAUCCGGGGCGAUUGCGCCACGCCAAUGGGCCGCGGUGCGUGGCGGGACGAACGAAGACGAAGGAGGGCCUGGCGAUGAAGAAGGUCACAAAGAAGGGCAAGGGCACGCCCAAGCCCGCCAUCAGAACGCUGGUCAGCCAACACCACAAGACUUGUGUAGCAGUGCACAUAGCUCUGGCCUCCAACCUGAAGAACAAAUUUGAGGAGCUGGCCAAGCCACCGCCUGAGCCCGAGAGGAAGAAGACGGGCGGCAAGGUGGGCUGGAACGACCCGGCGGCGCAGGGCCAGAAGAAGGUCCACAAGGGCGGCCACACCGUCAUCGGCAACGGCCCCCCGCCCAAGAAGAGCCUCACCGACCUGCCCUGA